Molecule: messenger RNA, 1179 nt
Organism: Nematolebias whitei (Rio pearlfish)
Lineage: Eukaryota; Metazoa; Chordata; Actinopteri; Cyprinodontiformes; Rivulidae
Gene: rab25b
Product: RAB25, member RAS oncogene family b
Exons: 5
Coding region: 195-821 (208 amino acids)
Biological process (GO): exocytosis
Cellular component (GO): recycling endosome
Molecular function (GO): GTPase activity; GTP binding
Source: RefSeq, a predicted model, not a curated record
ACAAACCGGCUCUCUGUUAACUCAGGAGGGUGGUGAAGGGCAGAGAGCCGCAGACAGGCGUCCGUGUGGCAUCUGUGGCUGUGCUUUAAAGCGUGAGGGGUCAGAGGUCACGCAGCUUUAGGCUCAGAUCGGUUCAUCUUCCAUCCUGCCUUCAGACUGUAACCUGAGGGUGGACAAGACUGAAUGGACACAACAUGGGGUCAGAUGAAGCCUACAACUUUGUCUUUAAGGUGGUUCUAAUUGGAGAAUCUGGUGUCGGAAAGAGCAACCUGCUGUCCCGCUUCACUAAAAACGAGUUCAACCACGACAGUCGCACAACCAUCGGGGUGGAGUUCAGCACGCGGACCGUGCAGCUCAACGGCUUCACCAUCAAGGCCCAGAUCUGGGACACGGCAGGCCUGGAGCGAUACAGAGCCAUCACUUCUGCAUAUUACAGAGGAGCCGUCGGAGCCCUGCUGGUCUUUGACAUCACCAAACACCUGACCUACGAGAGCGUGGAGCGCUGGCUGAAGGAGCUGUACGAACACGCCGACCCCCACAUCGUGGUGAUGCUGGUGGGCAACAAGUCCGACCUGGAGUCCGAGAGAUCCGUGCCCAUGGAGGAGGCUAAAGACUUCGCAGAAAAGAAGGGCUUGUUGUUUCUGGAGACCUCCGCCUUGCAGUCAACCAAUGUGGAAGCAGCAUUCAGCAGGGUCUUAGCAGAGAUUCACAAGAAGGUGAGCAGCAAGGAAGUGGUCCGGGGCUCCAUCAGCGCCGUGACUCUGAACAGCUCCAGAGCAGAAAACUCGGAGGAGAAAAAACCCUGCUGCAGGAACAUCUGAUCACAUCUUCGCCUGGGGGAGGCCCCGGGGCCAGGGACCCAUCCAUCAGCAACACGGACGUGGAAUCUGACAAGAGACGGGCAAAAAGGCAACCUCUGGUGCCAACACAAACGGACGAGUGGUGCCGGUUUAAAGUGACAGAGCUCUGAGUUUGCAGAAGAUGUGAGCUGAAAACCAACAGGUUUCUUAAAAAAAAAAAAAACCUGCUCCUUUCUGAACAAAGGUCAAAACUAAACCUAAACUUCCAACUAUGAGUUUAUUUUUAAUUUAUGUUAAAAUGUUGAAGCAUCAUGUUUCCAAUGGUACCUGCUUGAUUAAAGGUUUUUAUUAAAAUCAGCUGCUUCGUGAGUCUUGGCCU